GCAAACAAAUACGUCCGAAUGCACGGUUAUCGGCAAUUCGCUGAUAACGAAUUCGGAACCGCAAUAUAAAACGUUCGGAAGCGAAGUGCGCGUUAUUGACGGUCGAAGGAGGCGCGGGAUUUUCGGUUGUUGUUAUUCGGCGCCUGCCGCGAUGCCUUGAGUGGAUACGGCGGAACUCGGUUGUAAUUUCCCACGUUUUUCAGUAGUUCGCGUUUUGUACGAUACGUGUCUGGGCGGAAGCGACCGAAGAUGGGCCACUUGUUGCACGAAAAUUUGGGUGCGGCCGGGCCCCUGCUCUUGACGGUUGCCUGCGGCAUGACCAUAGGGUAUUCGGCUGUCCUACUUCCUCAGAUCGAGCCCCAGACCAACGGCACCAUCACUGCGACUGUAGACCAGGCUUCAUGGAUAGCCUCGUUGGCGGCCUUGCCGCAAUCAGUAGCGGCCCUGUUGGGGGGCUACCUCAUCGAGAAAUUCGGCAGAAAAACGACGCACGUGAUCACAUCGCUGCCCAAUUUCGCCGGUUGGAUCGUCAUAUACACGGCAUACAACGUGGAGAUGUUGAUGGCAGGCCGCUUCAUCACCGGGUUUUGCGCGGGGGUCCUCGCACCCGCCACUGGCGUCUACAUAGGGGAGACCGCCGAACCCAAGUACAGGGGAUUUUUGCUAGGAGGAAUUUCCUUGUCCAUUUCCGGCGGCCUCCUCGUCUGCCACGUCCUGGGCACAUUCCUCCACUGGCAGACCACCGCCCUCAUCUGCAGCCUCGUGCCCCUCUUGGCCUGCGUCAUCAUGCUGCUGGCACCCGAAUCCCCCGCCUGGCUCGCCAAAAAGGGCAAGACGGAAAAAGCGGAAAAGUCGUUCCGGUGGUUCAGGGGCGAGUCCGACGAAGCCGAGAAGGAGCUCGCCGUCAUGCUCACCAGACAAAAUCAAACGGACGACCCUCACUCCCCCAAGGACCUCGCUUCGAAAUUCAAAGUCCUCCUGCGGCCGGAAUGUCUCAAGCCACUCGGCAUCGUCAUCGUGUUCUUCAUCCUCAGCCAGUGGGCGGGUCCGAACGCCAUCAACUACUACUCGGUGACCAUCAUGAAGCAAACUUUAGGCGACGGCGUCGACGAGUACCUCGCGACGAUCAUCAUCGACGUCAUACGCGUCAUAGUGUCCGUAGUCGGUUGCGUGGUUAUGAGAAAGUACAAGAGGCGCCCUCUGGCGAUGGUAAGCGGUUUCGGGACGUUCCUUUCGUUGUUCCUGCUCAGCGGGUUCACCUACGGCAGCAAAGUCGACCUCGAGCACUCGCAGAUCUUGUCUUACGUCUCCGUAGCCGCCGUCGUAGCUUACAUCGUGUUUAUCACGGUCGGUUUCGUAGCCAUGCAGUGGUCGCUCGUAGGGGAACUCCUACCCCUGACCGGUAGGAGCACGGCUAGCGGCGUGGCCUCGUUCGUGGCUUUCUUCACGACCUUCACCGUCGUCAAGGUCACGCCCGCCAUGUUCAACAGUUUGAAGCCCGAGGGCACUUUUCUGUUGUUCGGCGUGAUGGCCCUUUUGAGUACUGUGUUUAACUACUUCUGCUUACCGGAGACCAAGGGGAAGACGCUGGACGAGAUCGAGGACUAUUUCAAGGGCAAAAAAGAGACGGAGUUGAAGGAGUUUCCGGUGAAAACGUGACCUGUGAUAAGAGCUGGAACGUUCGCUUUGUAAAUAUCUAGGUAGAUUAAUGAUAAUUAUUAAACUGUUGUUAGUGUUAGUUUUAUUUCAAUAGUCAACAACCAACAAAACUACAGCC
Molecule: messenger RNA, 1777 nt
Organism: Cylas formicarius (sweet potato weevil)
Lineage: Eukaryota; Metazoa; Arthropoda; Insecta; Coleoptera; Brentidae
Product: facilitated trehalose transporter Tret1-2 homolog
Exons: 4
Coding region: 250-1659 (469 amino acids)
Biological process (GO): transmembrane transport
Cellular component (GO): membrane
Molecular function (GO): transmembrane transporter activity
Source: RefSeq, a predicted model, not a curated record